AUGGCCAGCAAAGACCGCAUCACCUGCCACGUCCUCGACACCACCGCCGGCCGCCCCGCAAAGGGCCUCCGCGUCCGCCUCGAGGGUCCCGCCCCCGUCUCCUCCUCCUCCUCCUCCGCAACAGCAGCAGCAGGACAACACCCCUCCAGCCACAACGCCCACAACGCCCUCAAGACCUUUGAGUCCCUCACAAACGACGACGGCCGCGUCACCGUCUGGCUGCCCUACAGCUCCGAGACGUCCGCCGGAGAGGUGCCCCUCUACACCCUCGAGGACGUGCUCGGCGCCGUCCAGGGGCCCUCGCGCUGGACGCUGCGCUUCGACACCGCCGGCUACUUUGGCGACGAGGCCACCUUCUUCCCGGAGGCGACGGUCGUCUUCCGGGUUGAUCAGGGGCAGCAUUAUCACGUUCCGCUGCUGUUGAGUCCGUACAGCUACACCACCUACCGCGGCAGCUAG
Trichoderma reesei QM6a is the source of this 459-nucleotide messenger RNA. RefSeq lists its product as uncharacterized. The record is from RefSeq and is a predicted model, not a curated record. The coding region runs from base 1 to 459 and encodes 152 amino acids. The transcript has a single exon. NCBI's taxonomy places the organism in Eukaryota, Fungi, Ascomycota, Sordariomycetes, Hypocreales, Hypocreaceae. Gene Ontology annotation, biological process: purine nucleobase metabolic process.